UGGCGGUGUGGGAGAGGCUCAUGUUGAUGUGUUUCCAGCAGAGAAGGCUUGGAUGUGAGCGCCACCGAGCUGUGUCUGCCUCCAGAUCGAAGAUGGCGGUGUCGGUGUUCCCCGGCGUGCGGCUCCUCUCCAUCGGAGAUGCGAAUGGAGACAUACAGCGCCACUCUGAGCAACAGCCCCUGCGACUAGAGGUGAAAACCACGCAAGACGCUGCGCUGAUCAAUCUCUCCAAUGGAGAGGAGACGUGUGUGUUCAAGUGUUCAGUUUCCAGGGAGACGGAGUGCAGCCGGGUGGGGAAGCAGUCGUUCAUCAUCACACUGGGCUGCAACAGCGUCCUGCUGCAGUUCUCCUCACCUGCAGACUUCUCGUCGUUUUAUAACCUCCUGAAGAACUGUCGCGGCCAUAGCGGCGAGCGCUCAGUCUUCAGUGAGAGGACAGAGGAGUCUUCCGCUGUACAGUACUUCCAGUUUUAUGGCUACCUCUCCCAGCAACAGAAUAUGAUGCAGGACUAUGUUCGGACCGGGACCUACCAGCGAGCUAUCCUCCAGAACCACACUGACUUCAAGGACAAGGUGGUGCUGGAUGUUGGCUGUGGCUCUGGGAUCCUGUCCUUCUUCGCAGCCCAAGCUGGAGCCAGGAAGGUCUAUGCUGUGGAGGCCAGCACCAUGGCACAGCACGCUGAGGUGCUGGUGAACAGUAAUCGUCUUGGGGAGCGCGUUGUGGUCAUCCCUGGGAAGGUGGAGGAGGUGACGCUGCCCGAGCAGGUGGACAUCAUCAUCUCAGAGCCCAUGGGCUACAUGCUGUUUAAUGAACGUAUGCUGGAGAGCUACCUGCAUGCCAAGAAGUUCCUCAAGCCCAACGGUAAAAUGUUUCCCACUAUUGGUGAUGUCCACCUCGCCCCCUUCACAGAUGAACAGCUCUACAUGGAGCAGUUCACCAAGGCCAACUUUUGGUACCAGCCAUCCUUCCAUGGUGUAGACCUGUCUGCCCUGCGGGGGGCAGCAGUGGACGAGUAUUUCCGCCAACCCAUUGUGGACACGUUUGACAUCCGUAUUCUGAUGGCCAAGUCGGUCAAGUACACAGUCAACUUCCUGGAGGCCAAAGAAGAGGAUCUUUACAGGAUAGAGAUUCCCUUUAAGUUCCACAUGAUGCACUCGGGUCUGGUGCACGGCCUCGCUUUCUGGUUUGAUGUGGCGUUCAUGGGAUCAGUGAUGACAGUAUGGCUGUCCACAGCACCCACGGAGCCCCUCACCCACUGGUACCAGGUCCGCUGUCUGCUGCAGUCACCCCUUUUCACCAAGGCUGGGGACACACUGUCCGGCACUGCACUGCUAGUGGCCAACAAGAGACAAAGCUACGACAUCAGUAUUGUUGCCCAGGUGGACCAGACAGGCUCAAAGUCCAGCAACCUGCUGGACUUAAAAAACCCCUUCUUCAGGUACACAGGCACCUCCCCCACGCCCCCUCCUGGCUCACACUACAGCUCCCCAUCCGAGAACAUGUGGAACACAGGGGGGGCCUACAGCAUGAGUCAGGGGAUGGCCGUAUCAGGGAUGCCAGCAGCGUACGACCUCAGCACAGUCAUUGGCAGCGGCUCGACAGUGUCUCACAACAACCUAAUCCCCCUGGUCAACACUGGGAUUGUGAAUCACACCCACUCCAGGAUGGGCUCCAUCAUGAGCACAGGAAUUGUCCAGGGAGCUACUACAGGCCAGUCAGGCCCCAGCAGCAGCAGCACUCACUACCCAGUCACCAACCAGUUCACCAUGGGAGGUGCUGCCAUCUCCAUGGCCUCACCCAUGGCUAUCCCCAGCAACACCAUGCAUUAUGGCAGUUAAAAGAAGACUUCGCUGAGAUCUCCUCAACACCCCCUGACCCCGCAUGACAAGAGCCCCCCCCCACGCCUCCCAGUGGAGCCCCUCAGUCUGCUCCCCGUCCCUUGACCCUGACUGACCAACCGCAGCCAAAACCAGUAUACCAAAACCAGUGCUACUGAGGCACUCCCUCUCCCCUCCUCGUUGUCCUCACUCUGCUCUAUUCUGUCCAUCACUUUAUUACCGGUCUUAAGCUCUUGUAUCCGUCCAGACUCUUGUCUUGCUAGACCUCCUCUUCCUCCUUGAAUUCAUCGGGACUGUAAUACAUAUGCACAUGGAGAAACAGCCUGUCAAAGACAAGCUGCACAACUGUAUUGCGGUUGUCACCUCCCACCUCUCCUCCCUCAUCGUUUCUGUCCAUGCUUCAGACUCCCCCCUUCCUUCCUCCCUGUUUUCGAAGUGUCAUGACACACCAAACCUGUUUCCUGAAACCGUCUUCAUCCCCUGAAAAUUAACUUGUUGCCAGCUACCAGCACCACUCUGUCCCCAUGGUCCUGUACACCUCUAUACCCGACCUAUGCUGAAAUGAUCUUCAUUUGUACAGUAGGACACUAUAGACAUUGCCAUAAUCUCAAUCAUCGUCAACCCUCGGGGCUGCCAUCUCGGUUUUUCAUAUCACGUCUUCAAGGUUCUUUUCCAUCUAUUAGAGACUGACUCAAGCCAGACAAGACGGUUCCUUCAUGUCCUGCCUAUUGCCGUUAGGUAUGGUUUUCCGUUAUGUAGGUUUUUUCCUUUAAUUUCUUAAUGAAAAGUAGGUGUCUUGAUGUUUAGGUGAAGGAAAAGUUGGAAGAAUUAAUCAAGUCUUGGGAAAAUGGCCCAUCUUCCUUUUUAGAUCUUUGGCUCCAGUGCUCCAUGCUAACACUUGAGCAUACACUCUCUUGAGUGAUAGUAAGCUAGUGUUAGCGUGCAGCACUGGGGCCAACGUAGAUGAUCCUGCUGUCUGCAGUUCCAUCACUGAACAGCUAAGGUGACCAGUGGGACUGUCGCUGCCCCAUCCAUCCUUCCUGCCCGAUCGAUACUGCGCAUGUGCAAGUGUCUGCAGAGAUGGAGAGGAGGCAGGAUGUCUCAAAGUCAGAUGAAUCACUUGAUAGUUCAUCAACUCUGGAAAACAUGAUGUGUGUGACUGGGUGCAGUCUGAUGAAGGUUGGUUUUUAAAAUCCCAGAAAAAUCUUGAGCUGCAGUUCCGGUCAAGCUAUCUACUCAUAGGCUACCUUGGACACAAUGCUGUCUCUAAAUUCAAUGACAGAUGGUGCUUGAAAAAUACUGUACAUUGUCAAUAGGGAAAGCAAAUCCUGAAAAGUUUGAGGACUAAAUGCAGCACACAACUUAAAUUACUGAAAUAACCCUUUUCAUACAUAAACAGAAACAGUUUCACAUUAAAACUUUUGUUUUUAACUAUAGUCUGAUUUUACCAGGCUUUCAAACAACAAGCCUCAUCAGACUGCACCCAGAAGAUUUUACAUUUUUUAAAAAGAUGUAAUGAAUGACAUUCAGCGUUAAACGAGUGAGACAUCACGCCACGAGUUUCACAUGCGCAGCACCGCUCACGUAGGAUGUAUGGAUCAGGUUGUGACAGGGAUAAUUUGCCUGGAACUUGGUGCAUUUCUUGAAGCUACAACAUUUCUGAAUCCUCCCAAAGUUGUAAACAUGACCCAUACCUUUGGUUAGACCCAUUGUCAUCCUCUUUAGCCAAUAGCCCAUUUUUUUUUUUAGCUGACAGGACACGGCAGCAGCUCCUCCCCUGCUAGUCAGCUAUUCAUAGUGGUCAGCCAGACCGGGCCAGCAACGCCGAAGAAGGAGCCUCUGGAGGACAGACAGUAAGGACCAAUGACCCAAGUAUCGGCCUGCUGGUCAGUGGAAUGAGGAAAACUGUGUCGAAUUGGCAGCGUGCUAGUUUACAUACCCGCUUCCCUCCCCUCUUCAUCCCAACCUCCUUUUUGAGACUGUGAGACUGUCACGAAGAGACUUAAAGGUUGAGGCAUGGGAGAGAGGGCCAGAGCCUCUCCCGCCUUCCUCCUCAUCAUUCACCAUGUAUGAUUUCCAACAUAUCAUACCCCACCCUCCCCCCCUUUAUCAGUCAAGGAGAGAAAGACUUCAACAUGUAUGCAUUGCUUCCAGUCUCACAAUUAUUGGACUCGGUUCAUUUUCAGUUUAUGAUUUAGCAAGUUUUAAGACAGCCGUGAAAAAAUGUCUCUUUGUAGGGUUAAUCAUUUUUGUCUUUUGUUUUUGUUUUCCUUUCACAAAAAACAACAAACAAUCUUAAAAAAAAAAAAAAAAGAAAGAAAAAGGAGCAAAUUAAAUGUGGUGGAGAUGUUCCAAAAAACCAUUCUGGAAUCACGUCUUGUUGUAGUACUUUAAUUUGUUCAUACUUUGUUAAAUAGACUCGUUAACGCACCGGAUGUUAAUCAUGUGGUAGCUAGCUAUAGCGCUCUUGUCUCUUUUGUCAUGAAAUCGUUGCUCUGUGUAGUCACUAGUGGCAUCCACUUUUAUUAUGGAAAGUGUAUGAGGAAGACCAUGUCUCAUGUUGUGUCGUGUCUGUGUGUUUAUAUCUGCCAGUAAUAACACUUCUCUCACUGUUUGACAUUGACUCUUCUGCUCCAGAGGAAGCUAGAGAACGUCCCUCAGUCCCUUAUUGUUUCACAUGGGCGCUAGGGAAGGACAAGAUUCAUUUUCUCAAUCCAGAACCAAAGUGCUUUGGCAACUAAUCAAUUCGGAGUUUGAAAGGAUAGUUCACCCAUUUUAAAACAUGUCAGAAUUCAUUUCUCACCUAGCUGAUGUGUAGGACUGUGGUGUUGCUAUAUUCCUCUCACCAGUGUUCCCCCACAGCUAACAUUGUUAAAAAUAAUCAUCUUAAUCCACUCAAAGAAGGCUGAUCAUCACCGCACAAGAUUUGCAAAACUAAAAUGCACAUAGAGUUACAGAUUGUGCAUGGACAAUGGACCUUUAUCAUUUAGUCAGAGCAGCAGCAGCCACCGCAAAGACGGAGGGAGAUUGAAUUUGCUAUCAUUAGUUUUCUUCAUUGAACACGUGCACAUGUUGAAGGACAAAAAUAACAACUUUCUCCAGAGUACUAAAAGACAGCUGGCAGGUCAUGUUGUGGCUGGCUUCUUCUUUUCCUCCGUAGCAACUGAAGUUCAGCGCGGGGAGCUGAUUCCGCACAAGAAAAUAGGUACACCACUGAUAAAAUGUUUUUGAAAAAGGUAAAUUCUGCUAAAAAUUCUGCUACACAUCAUCAUCAAAGUCAACUGAGUUUGAUGGUUACUUUAAGAAUGUUAGCUGGGGACCACCUCAGUGGCAGGAGGCUAACAGUUAGCAUUUGGAGCAUCCAGCCAGUAUCCAGCACUCAGUAACAAUGAGAGGAAGAUAGCACCACUGCUGUCCUAUAGAACAGCUGGGAGAGGGAGAGAAAUCUUAUUUUUCAGGGAUCUCAUUUUUCAAAACAGGUGAACUAUCUCUUUAAAUCAACUUGCCCUUUGCUUCGUGUCGUGCACAAAGCAGCUCCGCUAGUCUGCAGAGGUACAUACAGAUUUGCCAAGUUGCUGGUGGCCUGAAGUCAACAUUGCUGACAUGUUGGAGAGCAAGCCAUUCUGCCAAUUAGAGCAUUUCUUUAGCUAUGACUUCACUUCCAAGUCUUUGCAUGUGCACACUAACUUGGUCAAUACAACAGAUUCUGGUCAUUUUUGUUUGUCACUUAGCAGAGAAGCAUUUUCCCCGCUAGUUGCUAAGGCUGUAAUUAGGCCGUUUUCUUCUUCAAAUCCAGAGUGCAUGUGAAUGGCACUAGUAGGAGCUCAGUAGGUACAAAGAGUUACAUUAUCAUUACGUCACGUUUUUUUCCCCCCAUCAUUAUUAUUAUUAUUUUUAAAUAGAAAGAGGAUUGUGUACUCGAUGAGGAAGAGGAAUCCACUCUGAACCCCAGUGUGGAAAGAGACACCACACCCACAGUUUUAUAGUCUCUGAAUCAAGAAUCUGUCAAGGCACUAGUGACUUCAUUUCCAAACAGUGACCAAUCUAGCAUCUUCUUACAGCCACGGGGAACAGCAAAGGUGUUGCAAAGCCAUUUUACUGUAAAAGCUUGGGAACGCCUGAUCAUGCCUGUCUGGAGGACUAGUUUGUACUAACAUGAUGAGCAAUGAGGCUAAAGAUGAGAGCAGCAUUGCAAAAGGAAAUGCACCUCCAAGAAAAAAAAAAUUAGAAUAAAAGCACAGACAUUCAAAGUGUGCUUUAGACCAGAAUAUAAAUCAAGCAGGAUUCUGCUCCUGUUGUGUGGUACCUAAGUCAUCUAUUAGGUACCAACUAGUUUGAAAUCUUAGAAAGCUGAGAGGGGCUGUGAUGGCAGGUAUUUUUUUAAUGCUGUUAUCUCAAGGUCGUGAAUUAAUUAUGCCAUCAUCUCAGGAUAACAAAGCUUUUCUCGUUAUAAAGGGAUAAUUAUUUAAUUACCAAGAAAAUCAAAGGCCAAUUUCUCAAUCAUGAGACAUGUUAGCAUGAGAAAACAAAAGGUUUCCUCAAAGUAACAAGAUGAUUAAAUCAUGGUCACUAGAAAAGAAGUUGCUUUAAGUAUCUCAAUAUCUCGUUUAAACAAACAUAUUAGAAAUCAGGAUGUUUAAAGAUGAAAAUGCCACUUGUUACUGAUUAAUGCACCAGUUUAAAUCAGGAUCUAACUCAGGCAGAAAUUGCAUUGUUAGGGAAAACGACUGUGUGUUUUUUAAUGGUGACUUAUUCUUACACCAUCUUCCUAUCUAGACAUAUCAGCCUUUGGUUUUCUCAAGAUAACUUUUAAAAAAUGAUUGCAACUACAGCCGCUCUCAGCUUCUAUAGAAAUCCUAGGUUAUGUAACAUUUUCUUAACUGCAAGUGCAGCAAAACUGGCCAGUUUUUUUUUUCUUUGUCAUUUUAGUGUUAUUACACCAGUGACCUCCCCUCUUGCCCCUCUUGAUGCUGAUGUAGUAAAAACCAGCUCUUUUUGUCUUCACUUUCCUCUGUGCUUUUCUUUGAAUUUAUUUUUCAUGCCAUUUCCAGCCCGCUAUUUGCUGGGAAAGCACCAGUGAGCUCUAGGAUCUGCUGAAAUGCUCUGAUUGGUUGAAGGAAGGAGUUUUCGGUCGUUGCAUGUAAAUGUUGAACUGACACCACAGACAGUUUGGCAAGACACAAGCAGGAUGUAUGCAGCGGCAGUGAUUCUUUGUUCACUUUAUCAGCCGAGGUUUGUAUCUCAAAAUUGGCUUUCACUGGCAAACCUGGAAGCAGUGGGUAAGUAGCUCAAAAGUGGCAAGGAAUGACACUUUGGAAUUGGACCAGAGAGGUUGUGGUGACCAUGCAGCUAAAUAGUUUAUCAUUUUUAACCUAGAUCGAGUUCAUUACAACCUCACUGAAUACAUGUCAAAACACUUAUGAUUUUUGCAACAUCAGAAACCCACUCCUGUUUUUCUUAGUGGUCCUAGUUGACAUUAACUGUGUUAUUAGUCACACAGUAGUACCAGUCUUUUCAUGCUCCAUCCUCCAACUUGAAAUUCCUUUUGCUGGUUGCUUGCUGUUGGAUCCCAGCACAAAAACAGAACUGUUCAAAACAGGGAACCUUAUACUUUCUCAGUUUGGAUCCCCCCCCCAAAAAAAAAUUUCCAUAAGAUUAGAACUGUACUUACAUCAGAUGCUUGUGGGAAGCUUAUCAAGUCAACACUCUUAGGGAAACAAAUUAGGCUGUGACUCAUAGGCAAGCAAUGGCUAUCAUGGCCCUCUAUGGAGUAUGAAAGUCUGUGGCGGCAAUGUUUUCAAAGUUAUAGAGGUUAUUCAUUAAGAUUUUUUGAGGAAAUCCAUCCACACAUCAGGGAAAUUCUUGUCAAGUGUAUACAAGAGAAUCUGUGGAUUUGGUCUGCCAUGAAUCUCUAGGAUUAGAACUUGCACUGUUUCACUUUUCCUCUUUUUUUUUUUUUUCCAAAGUAGAAAAAGUACUGCCAUAAGCUCAUUUUGUGCUGGUGAAUGAAAAAUGUAUGGCAGUGGCUCCAUAACCAGCUGCAGUAGCUGACACUAUCAGCAAACCAUAUUAAUAUCAAACUGUUAAACACUUGACUGGAAGCUAAAACGGCCAACU
This is a messenger RNA of Myripristis murdjan (pinecone soldierfish), 7955 nucleotides long. It is a transcript of the gene carm1, whose product is annotated as coactivator-associated arginine methyltransferase 1. Gene Ontology annotation, biological process: chromatin remodeling; peptidyl-arginine methylation, to asymmetrical-dimethyl arginine. The record is from RefSeq and is a predicted model, not a curated record. The transcript is spliced from 16 exons. The coding region runs from base 21 to 1838 and encodes 605 amino acids. Gene Ontology annotation, molecular function: histone H3R2 methyltransferase activity. NCBI's taxonomy places the organism in Eukaryota, Metazoa, Chordata, Actinopteri, Holocentriformes, Holocentridae.